This is a messenger RNA of Anoplopoma fimbria (sablefish), 1468 nucleotides long. RefSeq names its product nanos homolog 3 (gene nanos3). Gene Ontology annotation, biological process: negative regulation of translation; oogenesis. Lineage: Eukaryota; Metazoa; Chordata; Actinopteri; Perciformes; Anoplopomatidae. The record is from RefSeq and is a predicted model, not a curated record. The coding region runs from base 144 to 773 and encodes 209 amino acids. Gene Ontology annotation, molecular function: zinc ion binding; mRNA binding. Gene Ontology annotation, cellular component: perinuclear region of cytoplasm. The transcript has a single exon.
CAAUUACCAAUUACCAACUUCAAAACUUUGUUACAGGUGCUUUGGGCCCUUUACAUCGUUAUUACAACGUCACCAAGUCAACCAUCUCACUGAAAGAGAGUCUGGCAAACAAGACCACAGCAUUUGGCCCAGAAGGAGCUAAAAUGAACGGCAUGGUUUUGGGACUCUCACAUCACCUGCCGCGCUUCAUGGAGUCAGACAACAAAGGUUUCCAGCCCUGGAGAGACUACAUAGGACUGUCGGACACAAUCAGAGAUAUCCUGGGUCGGCACACGGCCACUGAGUCCCCACUGCCGGCCUCCAGAGCUGCACACUCCCAGUCUGAUGAGCUGAGCCAGGCACUGAUGUCCGUGCGUAUUAACGCAGCGUGCCAAAGCAGCGACCCCGGGCCAGACUGUGCACCACCGCAUCUCUCCGGUGAUCCACGUCCACCUGGAGGUGUGUGGUACUCUGCAGACCAUGCACAGGAAGAUUCAAAGCUGCUGCCCGGACCGACAAGCCGCAAGAAACCCACUCGUUUCAAAACACCGGAUCCGCCAAUGUCUGCGUCAGCCGAGCGCAUGUUCUGCAGCUUCUGCAAACACAACGGGGAGUCCGAGCUGGUGUGCGGGUCGCACUGGCUGAAGAACCAGGCUGGAGAUGUGUUGUGUCCAUAUCUGCGGCAGUAUGUGUGUCCUCUGUGCGGGGCCACGGGGGCCAAAGCUCACACCAAGCGCUUCUGUCCCAAGGUUGACCGGGCCUACAGCUCCGUGUACGCCAAGUGCAGACGCUGAACCAUCAGGUAGCACCAGGACACAGAAGGCUGAAUCCUCCUCCACCUCCACCGAUGAGGCUUUGUUUAUUGCCACGUUAAUGUGUGUGUUUGUGUUUGUGUGUGUGUGUGUGUGUUUGGUUUUCAUUUGCAUGCUUUGGCACGUUUUUCCCGUGUGGCCUUCUGUGAUGCUGAUUGGAGUUAUUUUCCAGCUGGUCCUUUUUGUCGUCCUAGCCUUCUCUUACAGCGUCCCUUUAUAUUUUGUAUAAUGUUCUUUCAAUAACGACUGCCAGAUAUUAUGUUUGGGAGGAGAGGAAGAGAAAAAAAAAACAUGUUUCAAAGGAAAAUGUAUGUUUGUUUUACAUAUUUUUAAAACGUGGCCACCUGAUGUCCAGUUUCAUAUCUCCUGUCCAUGCAUUGAAGAAUUAUAACACUAUAUCAAAACCUUUCUGAGACGUCCAGUCAUCAGUAAUAACUUUACUACAGCAUAUAGGCUAAACAUCAUGUGACCAUGUCCCAUUUUAACAUUUUAAUAUAUGAGUGACUUGUUCUUGUUCUGAGGUGUUGAACAAAUACCUGUUCCUGAGGCAUGUUAUUUUAUUUUGAAUAUUGUACCUGAGGCUUUUCUAAAAAAAAAUGCCAUGUCAGCUAAUCACUUUGUGGAAAAAAAAAUGUGUGAAAUUAUUGUAUAUCUUGAAGUUAUAAAUAUCUAAAUUG